This is a messenger RNA of Aptenodytes forsteri (emperor penguin), 570 nucleotides long. It is a transcript of the gene TTC36, whose product is annotated as tetratricopeptide repeat domain 36. The transcript is spliced from 3 exons. Gene Ontology annotation, biological process: cilium assembly. Bases 1 to 570 code for a protein of 189 amino acids. Gene Ontology annotation, molecular function: protein binding. Lineage: Eukaryota; Metazoa; Chordata; Aves; Sphenisciformes; Spheniscidae. The record is from RefSeq and is a predicted model, not a curated record.
AUGGCCACGGCGAACGACAGGGCCGUCCUGCAGACCAUCUUUAACCCCAGCACCCCUUUUGGGGAUAUCCCUGGGCUGGACGAGGAGGAGGAGGAGGACGCCCAGGAGGAAGGGGAAGCCUCUGUGCCGGAGCUGCUGGAGCAGGUCCGGGACCUAGAGCUGCAGGGGGUUUCUGCCGCCGAGUCGGGAGACGUGAGCACAGCCCUGGAGAGGUUCAGCGAGGCCAUCCGCCUGCUGCCCGAGCGCGCCUCCGGCUACAACAACCGGGCCCAGGCCCUGCGGCUCCAGGGGGACGUGGCAGGCGCCCUGCAGGACCUGGACGCAGCCAUCCGCCUGAGCCGGGGCUGCGGCCGUGCCGCCUGCCAGAGCUUCGUGCAGCGCGGCCUGAUCCACCGGCUGCAAGCUCGCGAGGAUGACGCCCGGCGGGACUUCGAGCGAGCGGCACGGCUAGGCAGUGCCUUCGCCCGGCAGCAGCUGGUGCUGCUGAACCCCUACUCGGCACUCUGCAACCAGAUGCUCUGCGAGAUGCUGGGGCGGCUGCGCAACCCCCGUGGCACUGGGAGCGAGUGA